CCCGUCCGUACCGGUCCCUCCUCUAAAGCAAACUAAUUGGGUCUCUGAGUUGCGUCUGUUUCCUAAUUGGGGGGAUUUUUCUGUCGGUCAGUAGUGAACUAUGUCUGUUUCUUCCUUGUCUGGAUUUAAAGCAGUUUGAAAUUGUAACUGAAGAGAAGGGGAGUCAGGGUUGGGUUUCAUUACGGGAAAGGCAGAAGCAAGUACAUUAUUUAAAAAAAAUAAUAAAAUAAAAUAAAUCGUGAUGGGACACAGUUUGAAUCAAGGACACAUAUCAACACUGCAAAAACACGCCUGGAAAAUGCUCAACGUAUAGAUCAAAUGAGGAAGUUUCGGAGGCUUGUUUUUGCACUUGGGAAGAAACAAUUAACUACUGCUGGUACCAGCUUCACUGUCGUAUUGUAGUUACAUUAUAAAUUCUGAAAAAAGUCAGGUGAAAUAAAUGUGCAUUUUGCAGGUGCAACACUGCAAAAGAAUGAGAGAGAUGGCGCUAAUCGAAACAAAGGAGCUAUGAAAAAAACUGAACAAGAUUGAAUGAAUGAAUAUGAAAUUUGAAAAGCGGAUGGUGCAUAAGAAAAUAAACUUUUCAUGAAAAAAUAAGGGCCAAAUGCAUGGCAAUUUAGGAGAAGCUGCACAAUAAAUUUCUCGACCCAAUCGAACGAUGGCAACAGCAAAGUCUAAGACAUGCUCUGUUGUGAAUAGUGCUGGUCAUAGCCCUAGCUGUGAAGGUGGCACGAUGAAAGAGGAUGCCAACAAUGCAGCUGCACAAACCGCAACAGCUUUAACAGCAGCACUGACACUGGAGCAGAGAAGUUACAAACUGGACGACUUUGACACUGUGUCUACUGUUGGGACUGGAACCUUCGGGCGUGUCUUUCUGGUAAAGGAAAAGAAAACAAGAGGAUAUUUUGCCCUGAAAGCAAUGAAAAUUCCUGAUGUCAUUCGAUUAAAGCAGGAACAGCAUGUACAGAAUGAAAAGGCAGUAUUAUCGGAGGUUAACCACCCUUUUCUAAUCAGAUUAUUUUGGACCCAUCAUGACGAGUGUUUUUUGUAUAUGCUAAUGGACUAUGUGCCCGGCGGUGAACUCUUCAGUUACUUACGCAACAUGGGGCGCUUCAACAACAGCACAGGACUGUUUUAUUCUGCAGAGAUCGUAUGUGCAAUAGAAUACCUACACUCCAAGGAAAUCGUUUACAGAGACUUAAAACCUGAGAAUAUAUUACUGGACAGAGACGGCCAUAUCAGGCUUACAGACUUUGGAUUUGCUAAAAAGUUGGUGGACAGGACAUGGACUCUCUGUGGGACACCUGAAUACCUUGCACCAGAAGUGAUUCAGAGUAAAGGUCACGGCAGAGCGGUGGACUGGUGGGCUUUGGGAGUACUCAUCUUUGAGAUGCUCUCGGGAUAUCCUCCAUUUUUUGAUGACAAUCCAUUUGGUAUUUAUCAGAAGAUUCUGGCCGGCAAAAUAGAUUUUCCAAGACAUUUGGAUUUCAAUGUAAAAGACCUCAUUAAGAAAUUCCUUGUUGUUGAGAGGACAAGGCGGCUAGGCAACAUGAAGAAUGGAGCAGAUGAUGUGAAGAAACACAGGUGGUUCAAGUAUAUAGACUGGGAUGCUGUGCCUCAGAGAAAACUUAAGCCGCCAGUUGUGCCCAAAGUAUCUCACGAAGGAGAUACAUCAAAUUUUGAAGCUUAUCCAGAAGAUGACUGGAAAAAGGACCCCCCUGUACCUCCUAAGGAUUUGGAAAUGUUCAAGAAUUUCUGAUGGAAUCUGACAGUCUAUGAUAUAAAGGAAUGCCUUGAAGAGCUGGGAAUGUGUUGGUUAUCAUCCUACAGCCUUUCAAUAUAUGCAGGAAUCAAAGUCCCCGUCUUUAAUUAAAGCAGAGGAAUAAAAGACUCUUUUAAAGAUCGGAAUGAUAAACAUGCAGAAACCUUUGUGCGCAGGGUUUUUUUUUUCUUUUAUGGGCAUCAACUUUACAAAAUUGUCUGGGAAGUAAAACGUUUGAAGUAAAAUAACUGAAAAAUAAGUAACAUUUACCUCUAAGUUUAUAUUAAAGUUGUAAAUUUAAUGGUGCACAUUGUUGAAUAUGUAUAUACAGUAUAUAGUAGGGAUUUUGUGGUACUGAAGCACAAAAAAUGGUCAAAUGUAUAAAUGCCAGUAAAUCCUCACAUGGUUUUAUUUUGAUUGUGCUUUUAAAAUGCAGUGCUAUAGAGCAGUUGUGUUGAGUAAAACACUCCUCAUUAACUGGUCAAGGUGGCCACAUUCUCAUGUAAUGAGUAAUUUGAGGGCUUUCAUUUAGUACAUUUUAGUUGUUUUGUAUUAUUUAUUUCUGAGUGAGGUGGUUUUGAUUAAUGGACUUUCAUUCAUAGGAGAGGUAUUGUUUUUGCACUUGACAUAACACCAUUGUAAAACCCCUUAAAAAGAUAUUCAUGUGUUACACAUUCAUAAAACAAAGAAACUGUGUAGAUUAGAGCACUUGCCAUAAUUAGAGGCCGUACUUCUAUCUUUUUUUUUAUGUAACUUUGAACAUAAUUCAGGCUGAAAUAAUUGCAAAGAUGCAGGUAAGAGAGUAGCUACAGUAGGGUGGGGUCACUGAGCCAUUCUGAGAAAUGUUUAACUAAUAAAGAUGAUCUCUUGUUUUAUAUAGCAUUAAGGAGGGACAGUAUGCUUGUAUUCUUGUGUUGCACUGAACAUAUAGAGGUACAUAAUGUAAUACACAUGCUAUGGAAAAAUCUAAAUGUUAAUAUUAAUACUGGUAAUUGGGACAUUGAAUUUAGGAGUAAAUUAGUCAUUUUCUUCAAAGGAUGGCGUUUAUUUUAUUUUAUUGCAGAAAUGAAUAAUUAAAUGUGCUGAAGAAAGAACAUUUGCUACAUGUGCAUACUGUAAUAUACUUAUUCUGAGUUUGCUGUUUUUGUGUCUGUUAUCACUUGAGUCUACAAGACCAAUUGUGUUUGCCCUUAGGGGCUAAAUAAUACUGUUUUGGGACAAUUAUAAUUAAUGGGGUCCAGCACAGAUGUUGCUGAUAAAAAAGCAGGGUCUUAAAACUCUUCCAGACAGCUAAUAUGGUAUGAAGAUAAUCCCACUGCUCAUAUACAUCUGUUCAAAAAACUUUCAGAACAGAAAUGUUGUUUUUUUUUUAGUAUUGUCUUUUGGGGUCCUACCCAGAAUCCUUUAUCUAGUUAUAUGUCCCCUCAGAGAGAUAUAAAUUGUUUUGAAGAGUAAGUAGCUUCAAAUGUCAUUUUAACUACUUUUUAAAAAAAAACACUUUUGUUAGUGUUUUAUGGUGGUAUGGUUCUGUUGCUCCAAUACUGAAUUAACCUGCCUUUGAGAUUGCUCUGAGCUAGUCCGGUGAAUCCUAAAUGCAGGGACUCGAACAGCAGUCCACAUUCCAUUAAAGUGAUGUGACAAUGUGACUGUUGAACUCUGUUAGUGCCACCUAUGCUCUCUUGUGUAUGUAGGUAGAGUAGAUGCAUUGUAGAAAGGUAACAUUGUCAAAUGAAUUGAGUGGCAUGAGAAAGGCUGUUCAGUGCCCUUAUUUAGGGUACUCCAAACAAGCUGGUUAACCAGGUAAAGGCAGAUUGUAAGAAAAAUAAUAACUCAAUAAAGGAGCAACCGAACUCAGAACCACUCAUGAUUACAAACGCUGUAAAAAUGUUAAAAAAAAUGAAAGCUGCUUGUUCUUUUAAUUAAAAUCCUAGAAAGUACUGUCUGCACUAUUUUGUCUGGAAGCUCUGAGGGGCUGUUUUAAACCAGCUUUCUGCUGAAUGUUUUUAUUUAUUUUUAGGGGGUGGGAGAUGUAGGGUAAAAACAUUGGGUUAUUACUAUGAUGCUGGUGCAAACUAAACCAUAUAACCUACUUCUUCUUGUUCCUGUUUUAAGAACGGUGUGUCACGUGUUUUUUUUUUUGUUUGUUUGUUUUGUUCAUUUAGAUUUUUUCAAUUAAGUUGUGUGGUGCACAUCUUUAGAUUGAGCAUGUUGAUGCAUGGAAUAAAGCAGUGUUAACUGCUUGCAGCCUACAUUAAAUAGGGGUACAAAAAGACCAUGGUGGACACUGGUCUGAUUUCAGUGCUAAUAGAUGUACAGCAGUUUUGCAUAGUCAUACAGACUGAUGAUAGUGCUUGGAGUUCUCCGUUCAGAAAAAUAACUUUUGCGACUUAAGAGUCAUAAUGAUCCAUGCUACAAAAUGUUAGUUUACAGGAAAUGGAACAGUUAUCACCUUUUAUAUAUGUGAAUGAUACCUUAUUUGUGUGUUAAUUGUUUGUUUACUUGCCAACUCACUAUUCCGAAAGAAAUGGAUAAAAUACCUUGGAUCCCUCUGUUUUUUCUUCAUCCAAGAACAAGACAGUAGCGAUUUUGAGCAGGCAACUUUUCCAUCUGAUUUAAUUUAACAUGGGGGGCGGUGGGGGGGGGGGGGUACAUUCAUUCAUGCAUUGUAACAAGUUAUUAUUAAGACCUCCAUGAACAUAUGUAGAAUUGCAAAAUAAAAAAACCAAACACUUAAGUUUUAGAAAGCCUAUUAUUCCAAAAUACCAAACUUUUUUGUCAAAUAUUUCGCCAUAAUGUGAACAUUCUGUGCUGACUGGCACAAAUGAAAUGUAAUUUGUCAUUUUUUUGAAGGCAAGAAAUAUUUUGAUGAAUGAAGUGUUUAUUACCCAGUUUCAUGUAUGGAAUUGCCCUUCAUUUUGCAUUUUUACUUUAUAAAUGCCAUUGCAAAAUACAUUUACCAGGAGUGUUUCAUUGCCGGUUAAUAUUGUUGUGUCUGUCCACAACUUUCUAUUGCAUACAAGUGCAAAAAAAAAAGUGUCUUCUGGUGUUACUUUAAAACUGGUUUUGAUCAUCACUGUACCAACUAAACCUUUAUUGUAUGUUAAACCGAUAGAGCAAUCACUGUAAUCACAAAUGUAAUUAGAAACCUCAGUAGCAUUUGUAAACAAACCACAGUCCUUUUAAUUCUAACUGCAUCAAAAAUGAACAAUUUUAUCUUUUUUGUGUGUUAAUGCAGGAUGUUCAAAGCAUUAAAUGUUUGUUAUGAACUGUGAAUUUACUUAUUUUUUUUAUUGCUUGACUUUCUCCCCACAUUAUUUUUAAUGUAUUUGCAUUUUUGUUUGUACAAGGUAAUUACUGAUAUGUGUUUACGUUUGAUUAAAAUUGUGUUUUUACACCAUUUGAGGUGGACGAAACACUGCAUGCAUUAGUGUCACACCACCUGUACAGUUUGACAAAGAAUACCUUCAAAUUUGACUUCAUUAAAAUGAACUCCGUCA
Molecule: messenger RNA, 5259 nt
Organism: Acipenser ruthenus (sterlet)
Lineage: Eukaryota; Metazoa; Chordata; Actinopteri; Acipenseriformes; Acipenseridae
Product: cAMP-dependent protein kinase catalytic subunit PRKX-like
Exons: 9
Coding region: 659-1759 (366 amino acids)
Biological process (GO): protein phosphorylation
Molecular function (GO): protein serine/threonine kinase activity; ATP binding
Source: RefSeq, a predicted model, not a curated record